AUCUCGUCAACACGGAAGCUCCCCGCACAUUGUAGGCUCUGUAGCAUUCAAUUUCACCAAGAAUACAUUGUCUCAAGUCUUCAGAUCACUUCUUCUUCAUCCAAUCCGCUUAAUAAACACUGCUGGCGACCAUGUCCCCUACGAUCUCGACCCCAAAGACGGCCGUCGUCCUCAUUGACCCCUACAACGACUUCAUCCACCCCGAGGGCAAAUUGUAUGGCUCUGUCAGUGAAUCGCUCACCGCCACCAACACCGUUGCAAACCUGAAGGAACUCGUCAAGGCCGCUCGGGAGGCGCAUAUUCCCAUUUACUAUGCGCUGCACAAGACCUGGAAGGAGGGUAACUACAUGGAUUGGCUGCAUAUGAACUCAUCGACUACGAGGCUUGGUCAGAAUAAGGUUUUUGAGGAGGGAACUUGGGGAGCUGAGAUCUUGGAGGGGCUCGAGCCUGAUGUGUUGAACAAUGGGGACGUUAUUGUCAGCAAGCACUGGAACAGCAGCUCUUUUGCCAACACCGACUUGGACUAUCAGCUCCACCAACGCGAGAUUACCCAUCUAGUCAUGGCCGGUAUGGUUGCCAACACCUGCCUUGAGAGCACAGCCCGAUACGGAAGAGAGCUGGGCUAUCACGUCACCCUCCUCACUGAUGGUACAGCUGGAUUCACAACUGCUGCCAAGGACGCUGCAGUUGAUCAUGUCUGGCCCCUCAUCGUCGAAAAGGUGACGACGGUUGGUGAAUGGAUCUCGACGCUGAAGAAUGAGCAUACCUCUGGGAACCUGUAGAUAGAUUUGCAUCUGUCCGCAGUGUGAUCGUACUGAGUAAUUGAAUUUGUGUAGUCUACAGAUGGAGAUAAGAGCUUUUGAACUCUAGCCAGCUGAGCAUCCAAGGCCUGUUCUUUAGAGAUGCACCAGAUGCAGCUUCUGGGUUUGCGGGAUCCACGCUUUCCGCCGGCUCCAGAGGUCUCAACGCUUCAUAAGGUCUAAGCAAAGAUAGGGACUCCAAACAAUUCCGUAAUAAGGUCUUUCAUAACCCAAGAUACGAAAAC
Molecule: messenger RNA, 1045 nt
Organism: Ilyonectria robusta
Lineage: Eukaryota; Fungi; Ascomycota; Sordariomycetes; Hypocreales; Nectriaceae
Product: Isochorismatase-like protein
Exons: 4
Coding region: 132-782 (216 amino acids)
Source: RefSeq, a predicted model, not a curated record